Molecule: messenger RNA, 2354 nt
Organism: Physcomitrium patens
Lineage: Eukaryota; Viridiplantae; Streptophyta; Bryopsida; Funariales; Funariaceae
Molecular function (GO): protein binding
Source: RefSeq, a predicted model, not a curated record
GGUGUAUAGGGUCAUCAUUGAUGUUGCACAAUGUUGUCCUUUUUGACGAAGUCGCAGGAACAUCUUUGUGGGCACUUUGCAACGAUUUGUGGCUCUGCCAGACUGCAUGAUUGUGGGAGAAGAGUCGCAUGAGAUGAAGAAACUGUGGGAAAGAAGCUCAGUCUUGACCUGUAUGCAUGAGAAAAACUCCCUCUACGAUUUAAUGCUAUUGCGCUUGCUUGUGGUGUCGCCGAAGCCGAAAGGUUCGGAGACCGUUUGCGUGGAGGAAUUGCCGCUUGUGGUGCCGUCGUUGGGCGGGUCGCGGGGAGUACUGAACCCUUAAUUAUCAUUUCGUUGUAGCCGUGAGGAACUCAGUCAUCCACUGAAUUUAUUCAUAAGAAUUGAUCGUCCCCUCUGUUUCCAGUGGGCAACGUUUGAAUGCCGAAAUGGCGGUUGCCUCAGUUAUUUUUCUACAACUUGCAUAUGAGUGGUGGUAUCCACUCUGGUUGGCCGUUAGAUGGGGUGCCACUUGACGUGCAGGCUUGCAACUGUGCUUGACUGGCUUGCAAAUUGUGGAUCUUGAUGAUUAGCUGACAGCGAUACAUCGUGUAGGUGGGUGGGAAUAGUGCGCACUAGGAGCUGAAAUUGCUUGCAUUUUGUGAAGCCUGGUGAGAUAGCUUGUUGAAUUACGUUGAUUGGAUUUGGGCGUUGCAAAGAUCCCUGUCGCUGUCUUUGAGAGGUCGUUUUGCUUUUUCUUGUUUCGUCGGUAGGGUUUUCAAGGGUCGGAAUUUCCCGUUGCUUGCAACUUUGGCGUCCAGAUGUCACUUUUUUCUUUCAGGAGUACGCAAAUCCUUUAUUUGUAUGCUUUUUUGGACGGCAAUUUGAGAGUUGGACCGACGCCUGCUUUCUAAUACUUAGAUCUCCAAAUUCGCCCAUGGUUUUUUAUUUUUGUUUCAUUCUCUUUUGCAAAUUUUCUCUCUUGGUCGAUACUCUGAGAUAAGUACCGCGAAUUCUCGCAGAUCCAAAAUUUUCAGUACAAUUACACACGUUGUUUUAUUUUCCCUCCUGUAGACUUGAACACUUGCACACUCCUCGCUGUAGCAAGGUCUCGGCCUGGCUUUUGAAAUGGAAGUGUAAACUGAAGGUUACUCCACAAAAUUACCUGGACAAGCGGUGGUACAGCCUGCCACACAGAACUAGGCUAUCAGUUUUGCAAAUUGACCACAAUGAUGAUUCAGAUGUCGUCUGCGGAUCCUAGACCUUCUGCAGGUAUCAAACGCGGCCGAGAAUCCAAUCCUUUUGACAACUGGGAGGAUACAGAAAGAGUCUGUAAGUUGGUCUGCUCUGUUGAUGUGAGGGCGGACGACAUUGAGGCCGAGCCUAAGGUUGGAAACAAUGCCUUGCAAGCUAGCCCAAAAGGUUGCAAGGAUGACCUUGCAUCCACCGAUUGUAGUUUCUUUGAGGUUCUUGGUGUGGACUUACUCCAAUGCCACAUAUUGACUCUCUUGGAUGCACGGAGCUUGGCACGAUGCGCAACAGUAUGCUCGCGAUGGAGAGCAUUGGCAAUUACCGACAAACUUUGGCAGCCUUUGGUAGCGGCCUUCUUAGCACAAAGGGCACACUUGCCCUUGUGCCUUCUGGGUCGAGAUGACGUAAGCUCUAGACUGAGCCAGCACCAUCUGUACACCCUAGCCGUUACAGAAUCUCGACAAAACACGCUUCUCCCCACAGAGUUGUGCGGCCGCACAUGGGAGCUGCGGUUGAAACCACCCUGUGGGCCAUAUUGGUUGAGCUUCGACAGCACCCAAGUCGGCAAACCUGGUCUAAAUCGCUACUUCAACUGCGAUGGAAGUAUCACUUGCGACCCCGGCGAUCCGAUUUGGGGUGGCCACGCAUGUGUCUGGGAGUUCGUCCACCUCGAGGGACAAGAUGGCAAAACCACCAAGCAUGUGCAGGUCAAUCACUGGCCUACUCUCACACCUCGGCGCGUUAGGGAUGGUCGUUGGAUCCUAGAAAACUUCUAUGGGCUCUACAUAACCAGACCUGACAAUCCUGCCUUCACCGGAUCGAGAAGCGUAGCCAAGGUUCGCAAGUGGUGUUGCAGUUCCUGCAAACCACCCACAUUCGGAUUCACGUUUUGAGUCCUCUGCAGUCAGUGCUGUAAUGCCUCCUCUCGCAAUGCUUUCUGAAGGGAAAGCCUGCAUUGGAUGCAAGCUCAUAGCAAAGAUAGGCGCGUGAUUUAGCAGCACACUGGGUAUUUGUGGCAUUCUUCAGAAGCAAAACCACACUUCUGGAUUGCGAGUAUGGUAUCUUCGAUGCUGAAUUUAAGGCGUUCUGUUCCCGCAAUGGUGACCCCUUCCAUUGACUUUGCUGCA